Lontra canadensis (Northern American river otter) is the source of this 2758-nucleotide messenger RNA. Its product is annotated as ubiquitin carboxyl-terminal hydrolase 7. Gene Ontology annotation, cellular component: nucleus; cytosol. Gene Ontology annotation, biological process: regulation of protein stability; protein deubiquitination. Gene Ontology annotation, molecular function: cysteine-type deubiquitinase activity; cysteine-type endopeptidase activity. The record is from RefSeq and is a predicted model, not a curated record. The coding region runs from base 156 to 2246 and encodes 696 amino acids. Lineage: Eukaryota; Metazoa; Chordata; Mammalia; Carnivora; Mustelidae. The transcript has 21 exons.
UUUCUGUCUUUCAAGUAUUUGAAUCAUUUGUGGAUUACGUGGCUGUGGAACAACUAGACGGUGACAAUAAAUACGACGCGGGGGAGCACGGCUUGCAGGAAGCAGAGAAAGGUGUGAAAUUCCUAACUUUGCCACCAGUGUUACAUCUACAGCUGAUGAGAUUUAUGUAUGACCCUCAGACGGACCAAAAUAUCAAGAUCAAUGAUAGGUUUGAAUUCCCAGAACAGUUACCACUCGAUGAAUUUUUGCAAAAAACAGAUCCUAAGGACCCUGCAAAUUAUAUCCUUCAUGCAGUCCUGGUUCACAGUGGAGAUAAUCAUGGUGGACAUUAUGUGGUUUAUCUGAACCCCAAAGGGGACGGCAAAUGGUGCAAAUUCGACGACGACGUGGUGUCCAGGUGUACGAAGGAGGAGGCCAUCGAGCAUAACUACGGGGGCCACGACGACGACCUGUCCGUGCGGCACUGCACCAACGCCUACAUGCUGGUGUACAUCAGGGAGUCCAAGCUCAGUGAGGUUUUACAAGCGGUCACCGACCACGACAUCCCUCAGCAGCUGGUAGAGCGACUCCAGGAGGAGAAAAGGAUCGAGGCGCAGAAGCGGAAGGAGCGGCAGGAAGCCCACCUCUACAUGCAAGUGCAGAUAGUUGCAGAGGACCAGUUUUGUGGCCACCAAGGAAAUGAUAUGUACGAUGAAGAAAAAGUGAAAUACACUGUGUUCAAAGUAUUGAAAAACUCCUCCCUGACUGAAUUUGUCCAGAACCUUUCUCAGACCAUGGGAUUUCCACAAGAUCAAAUUCGAUUAUGGCCCAUGCAGGCGAGGAGCAAUGGAACCAAACGGCCCGCCAUGUUGGAUAACGAGGCAGACGGCAACAAGACGAUGAUUGAACUGAGCGAUAAUGAAAAUCCAUGGACAAUAUUCCUGGAGACCGUUGAUCCGGAGCUUGCUGCCAGCGGGGCCACGUUACCCAAGUUUGACAAAGAUCAUGAUGUCAUGCUGUUUUUGAAAAUGUAUGACCCCAAAACACGGAGCUUGAACUACUGUGGGCACAUCUACACACCAAUAUCCUGUAAAAUACGUGACUUGCUCCCGGUUAUGUGUGACAGAGCGGGAUUUAUCCAAGAUACUAGCCUUAUCCUCUAUGAGGAAGUUAAACCGAAUUUAACAGAGAGAAUUCAGGACUACGACGUGUCUCUUGAUAAAGCCCUUGAUGAACUAAUGGACGGUGACAUUAUAGUCUUCCAGAAGGAUGAUCCUGAAAAUGAUAACAGUGAACUACCCACUGCAAAAGAAUAUUUCCGAGACCUCUACCACCGUGUCGAUGUCAUUUUCUGUGAUAAAACAAUCCCUAAUGAUCCUGGAUUCGUGGUUACAUUAUCAAACCGAAUGAAUUAUUUUCAGGUUGCAAAGACAGUGGCCCAGAGGCUCAACACGGACCCCAUGUUGCUCCAGUUUUUCAAGUCUCAAGGUUAUAGGGACGGCCCGGGUAACCCUCUUAGACAUAAUUAUGAAGGGACUUUAAGAGAUCUCCUACAGUUCUUCAAGCCUAGACAACCUAAGAAGCUUUACUAUCAGCAGCUUAAGAUGAAAAUCACAGACUUUGAAAACAGACGAAGUUUUAAGUGUAUUUGGUUAAACAGCCAGUUUAGGGAAGAGGAAAUAACACUCUAUCCCGAUAAGCACGGGUGCGUCCGGGACCUGCUGGAAGAAUGUAAAAAGGCUGUUGAGCUCGGGGAGAAGGCGUCAGGGAAACUUAGGCUGCUGGAGAUUGUAAGCUACAAGAUUAUCGGGGUGCACCAGGAAGACGAGCUGUUAGAAUGCUUAUCCCCAGCGACGAGUAGAACGUUUCGAAUCGAGGAAAUCCCUCUGGACCAGGUGGACAUAGACACGGAGAACGAGAUGCUGGUCACUGUGGCGCACUUCCACAAGGAGGUGUUUGGGACGUUUGGCGUUCCGUUUCUGCUGAGGAUACACCAGGGCGAGCACUUCAGAGAAGUCAUGAAGCGGAUUCAGAGUCUGCUGGACAUCCAGGAAAAGGAGUUCGAGAAGUUUAAAUUUGCCAUUGUGAUGAUGGGCCGACACCAGUACAUCAACGAGGAUGAGUAUGAAGUGAACUUGAAAGACUUUGAGCCCCAGCCUGGUAACAUGUCUCACCCUCGGCCUUGGCUAGGGCUCGACCACUUCAACAAAGCCCCAAAGAGGAGUCGCUACACUUACCUGGAAAAGGCCAUUAAAAUCCAUAACUGACUUCCUUACCCAGUGUGUGCAAGGCGAGGGGCCGUGCGUGGGUGUGUGCCCCUUUUUAACAGCCUAGAACUUUGGUCCACGUGCACUCUGUCCGAAGUCUUCAGCAAGAGGGUUUGCUGCUGAUGUUAAUUUUAUUUUGUUGAGGCUGUUCAGUUUGGCUUCUCUGUAUCUAUUGACUGCCCUUUUUGAGCAAAAUGAAGGUGUUUUUAUAAAGCUUGGAUGCCAAUGAGAGUUAUUUUACGGUAACCACAGUGCAAGGCGACCGCCAGCAUAAUGGGGGUGGGGGAAGGGGCGAGGGCCGCGAGGCUCUGGCGAGAGGCCUCUGGUGUGUUCCCAGCGGGCGGAGGUCGCCCGGCUGCCUUCCUGGGGUCGCGGUCUCCGGCCCUGCCGCUGGGCUCGCGUGGAGGCUCGUCUGCCGUAUUUCCCUCCGUUCUACUUGCCAUGACCUUCUGUGCAUCUGUAAAGGCAAAACAGAGAAACUCACAACCUAAUAAAUAGUGCUCUUUCCUUCA